GCCGACCUUCGCCACGGGGCGCUGGUGCUCUACGAGAUGGUGCCCGCCGGGAGCCCCCCCUACGUCUGCUACGUCACCCUGCCCGGGGGCAGCUGCUUCGGCAGCUUCCAGGUAUUCCCAAAUAUUCCCCUGGGGUGGGUGAUCCUCUGCCCGCCAACCCCUUCCCAAAUAUUCCCCCGGGGUGAGUGUUCCCCCUGCCCGCCAACCCCUUCCCCAAAUAUUGGCUGCGUUCCAGAUUCCUUCCUGUCCUCCCUCUUGCUUGGAAGAGUGGAUCCAAAAGAAACAGUCCCAGCAGCCACAGGGUCAUGCCCUCCCAGCAUCCUGGUCUUUGGGAGGAAUUUGGGAAUGGUUUGGGUUGGAGGUCAUUAAUUACUUGAUGGGCGGUUUCGACGGAGCUGAUGGAUUCCAGCUGGGAAUCCUCUGUUUCCAGCAGGAUAUGGGUGAUCCCUGAGGGAUCCAGCAGGGUGGGGGGAACCUCCACGGCCUUUUCCAAGCCCUCUCCUGCCAUCUUUCCCCUCAGUUUCUUGGGAGGAGAAAGGACUUCCAUAGGAACGUUUUCACUCCUCAGUCCCGAUGUGAUGGAGCUGAUGGAUUCCAGCUGGGAAUUUCCAGCGGGAUGGGGGCGAUCCCAGAGGGAUCCAGCGGGGUGGGGGGGACCUCCACAGCCUUUUCCAAGCCCUCUCCUGCCAUCUUUCCCCUCGAUUCCUUGGGAGGAGAAGGCACUUCCCCGGGAACGGGCGGUUUCAAACCCCUCGCGCCACCUCCUAAUUCCGCCCCCGCCCUCCCAACCGCCAUUCCCGGUGGCCCCGGGGGGGGUGUUGGGAUCCCGGGAAUGCCGUGACAGUGUCCAUGUGUCCCAGUUCUGUCCCACCAAGGCCGAGGCGCGGCGCAGCGCGGCCAAGAUCGCGCUGAUGAACUCCGUGUUCAACGAGCACCCGUCGCGCCGCAUCACCGACGACUUCAUCGAGAAGAGCGUCUCCGAGGCCCUGGCGUCCUUCAACGGCAACCGGGAGGAGGCGGAUAAUCCCAACACCGGGAUCGGGGCGUUCCGCUUCAUGCUGGAGUCCAACAAGGGAAAAUCCAUGCUGGAGUUCCAGGAGCUGAUGACGGUUUUCCAGCUGCUGCACUGGAACGGGAGCCUGAAGGCCAUGCGGGAGCGGCAGUGCUCGCGCCAGGAAGUCCUGGCUCACUAUUCCCACCGCGCCCUGGACGAUGACAUCCGGAACCAGAUGGCCCUGGACUGGGUGAACCGGGAGCAGAGCGUCCCGGGCGCCCUUUCCCGGGAGCUGGCGGCCACGGAGCGGGAGCUGGACGAGGCCCGGCUGGCCGGGAAGGAGCUGCGCUUCCAUAAGGAGAAGAAGGACAUCCUGCUGCUGGCGGCCGGCCAGCUGGGAUCCGGGCACUCCGCCGGCUGCUGAGCCCCGGGAUCCGGCCCCGGGAUCCCUUCCGGAGCUCCCGGCCCCCCUUCCCGAAUCCCGGCCCGUUUGCACAUUGGAAAGAAAUGUAGGGAAAAAGCUCCUGGGUGGAUUUUAACCGCUUCAUCCCGGUUUUUAGAGGUGCUCCUCAGUCUCCUCGUUCCCUAGAGAAUCUCUUAUUCCCUCAAGAACUACUCAUUCCCUAUGGAUCUCCUUAUUCCCUAGGGAAUUCUUUGUUCCCUACAGGAUUCUUUCUGUCCCUCGUUUUUGGGGUUAAAAACGCAGGUUUUGGCCCCUCCGCUCUCCAUCGGUACUGGAGCGGGGAGGAUUCCGUGGGAUCCAACUUUUCCUCUGGAAAAGGCCCUUGGAUCUGAUGCUUGGCACCCCUCCCUCCCAGAGCAGAAAGGGAUCAAUUAAAGCUCCUUGAUGAGCUCCUUAAUUAAAUCCCAAAGGAUCGUGAUGUGCUGUAUCCAAAGGGAUUGAAAACUGGGAUUUGGGAUUAAAUCUGGGAUCAACCGGGCAGCAUCCCAGCCCUGAGCUCAGCAGGAUCUGCAGUUCCCCCUGGAACUGUCUUGUCCAUGGCCAAACAUCAGCCUUGGCUUUUCCAUGGAAGGUUGGAAAAGCCUUGGAAGAGUUUGGGGAUGAGGGAGGGAUCUGCACUAAUCAUUCCUUUCCCCUUGUAUCCGUAUCCACGUGGAACUUAGAUGAUAUUUAGCUUUACAAAAACCCUUUUAUGGCAUGGGAUUGUUCAAACAGCUCUAGUUCACCCAAGGAAAUGGCAUUUUACCCCUGGAAAUUCUCAUCUCACUCCCCCUUUCUCCACCAGACCAGGAGUACAAACAAAAUUCCAAGCCAGAAUUCCUUUUUCACGCCAGCUUGGAGCUUUUCCCACUUCUUAUCCCCACAAACCCUUCGGGGUGCCAUUAUUCCCACCCUCUCACCCCCUUCCUCCCUCUGCCUGAGCGCAGGAUAUUCCAGCAAUAAUCAUUGUUUUGGGAUAAGAUUGGAAUAAUUCCAUGAUCCGUAGGUAUCCUGCUUUUAUAUCCACAUCCUGACGAGCCUGUUUUGGGGGUUCUAUAUUUUUUAUACUUUCACAACACUAUUAACGUUUGAUGUCGCUGGAAA
Molecule: messenger RNA, 2540 nt
Organism: Corapipo altera (White-ruffed manakin)
Lineage: Eukaryota; Metazoa; Chordata; Aves; Passeriformes; Pipridae
Gene: LIX1L
Product: limb and CNS expressed 1 like
Exons: 4
Coding region: 399-1418 (339 amino acids)
Biological process (GO): autophagosome maturation
Cellular component (GO): cytoplasm
Source: RefSeq, a predicted model, not a curated record